Messenger RNA from Suillus bovinus, 1866 nucleotides. Its product is annotated as armadillo-type protein. The transcript is spliced from 10 exons. Gene Ontology annotation, cellular component: nuclear envelope; cytosol. The annotation marks the transcript as partial. Gene Ontology annotation, biological process: protein import into nucleus. The record is from RefSeq and is a predicted model, not a curated record. NCBI's taxonomy places the organism in Eukaryota, Fungi, Basidiomycota, Agaricomycetes, Boletales, Suillaceae.
GCAUUCCGAAAGAAGUCUUAUGCCCUCCACUACUAUCUCAACCGUUCUCCUGCACAAAUUUGUGCUACCUUCCAGACUACGAUUCAUCAGGUCAUUGCAACAUCACAGAGAACACGAGAAAGUGGGUCAACUGCUUGGUGGAAACCACUUGAAGCAUCCUUGGCUGCGAUUGGCUCUCAAUCUGAAGAUGUCCUCGAGUGCAUUGAGAAUGAACAGGAUUCUGGUCGAGCAAAACCUAUUGACGUGGAGGAUUUGCUUGCCAAUGUUGUUCCGUCAGUCUUAAACCAGUCUGACUUUCCAUUCUUGCAAGGCAGAGGUUUCGUAUUCGCGAGCCAGUUUGCCAGGCUAUUGCCAUUACAGAUGGCUGGUCAGUAUCUGGAAGCCGCUAUGCAUGUCAUUGAAUCGAAUUCUGCUGGGAUUCCCGUGAAAAUAUCUGCUGUCAAAGCUAUCCACAACUUCUGUGAGGGCGCGGAGGACUCGGCUAUUAUGCCUUUCGUGUCGCGGAUUGCACAGGACCUCGGGCCAUUCCUACUGGUAACAACUGAGGACACGCUAUCCUUGGUUCUUGAGACGAUGUCGGUUGUUCUAGAUGUCAACAGGGCUCAAUGGCUCACUACUGACUUGUCCAACUCUCUCGUAUUGGCCGUCCUGGAAGUCUGGGCAAAGAAUAACAAAGAUCCCAUCUUCUUAUCAAUUUUCGCCGAAAUAUUCACCUCGCUGGCCUCUUCGACUGGCACAGGAGUGUACGAAACGGUUGUUAAACAGGCACUUCCCACCCUCUGUACUUCCAUCGCGAGUUCCAAACCUCAAGAAGCCUGGAUAGCAGGGUCUGCCAUUGACUUGAUCUCAAGCCUCGUUCGCGGUGCACCCGAAGGUGGCCUUGGAGACGGCUUCUUCGCUCUCCUAGCACCUAGCUUGUUUAGCUGCCUCAGUGAAGCGGAGGAUCAUUGCAGGCAGAUCCUAGAAUGGCGGGACCCAUCCGGUCAAUCCGGUCUCGAUCAUAUCAUGAAGGUUAUUGCGAAGCUCCUGCAAAAUGAUGAUGAAUCCGGUGGUUUGGUCAUUGGUGAUCUCAUCAUCCACUUGCUGCGCCAUGCAGGUGAAGCUGUUCUCCCAGUACUUCCAGAGCUUCUUCAAGCUAUGGUAUUACGGAUGCUAUCGGCCAAGACGGCCACUUUCAUCCAGAGCCUCGUUAUUCCAUUCGCGUUCCUCGCCUACAACCAGCAGGACACAGUAUUGUACUUGCUGGAAUCGACUACGACGAAUGGCAGAAACGGUCUUGAUAUUCUCAUACAGACGUGGUGUGAGAACGCAGAAACGUUCCAGGGCUUCUGGCAAUCGCGUGUUAGCACACUGGCGCUCACAAAAUUGUACGCCUCUGGUCGGCCAAGCCUGCAAUCAUUGAUGGUCAAGGGCGAUAUUAUCUUGAAGCCAGAGACGAAGAACGUGAUCAUGACCCGGUCGCGAAACGAAGACGAGUAUGCAUCAUUUACCUAUCUCUGGUUUUUCUUUGCUCGGUUUGAUGCUGACUUUUGGCGUGCACGACCUCAGAGCUGGGGUGAUUCUGCGACGAUCCCCAAAGCUGAAUUUGAUGUAGACUCCGACGAUGGUGAUGAAGAAUGGACAGAAGAAGAGCAACAGAAUCAGGGCUUCAAGCAAGAAGAAUUUGCCUUCCUUUCCGAGAUGCUGGGUCCCCGCGGCGUCAACUUUGACAAUGACGACAUUCUGGAAGAGACGGAUGAUGAAGACCUCAGAAACGAUGGUAUCUCUCAGAUUGACAUGCAGGCACAUUUGGUGACAUUCUUCAAAGAAUGCGCAGCGCACAAUGUCAACAACUUUUCCGCAAAACAUGGACCAAUUGUCGGCUGA